This is a messenger RNA of Penicillium argentinense, 1401 nucleotides long. Its product is annotated as UDP-N-acetylglucosamine--dolichyl-phosphate N-acetylglucosaminephosphotransferase. Bases 1 to 1401 code for a protein of 466 amino acids. Gene Ontology annotation, biological process: dolichol-linked oligosaccharide biosynthetic process; protein N-linked glycosylation. Gene Ontology annotation, cellular component: membrane. The record is from RefSeq and is a predicted model, not a curated record. Lineage: Eukaryota; Fungi; Ascomycota; Eurotiomycetes; Eurotiales; Aspergillaceae. The transcript is spliced from 3 exons. Gene Ontology annotation, molecular function: UDP-N-acetylglucosamine-dolichyl-phosphate N-acetylglucosaminephosphotransferase activity.
AUGUCCGCUUCAAGCACCCUUUCUCGCGGGGAGACCUGGCGAUUAUUGAUCCUCGUGGGGACUGGGCUCGGCAUCCUGGUCAACACGUUCCAAGGCGAUGGCGCGCCAUUGAUCGCCUCGGGGACUCUCGCGGUGAUUGCUUUUGCCAUAACCUUCAGCAUGAUUCGAUGGCUCGGGCCCGUGUUUAUCAAGGCGGGACUGAAGGGCAAAGACAUGGCCAAACCACGAAGACCUGAAAUACCGGAGACCAUGGGAGCUGUGUGUGCUGUCAUAUACUUACUGUCUCUUAUUGUCUUCAUUCCCUUCGCCUUUUACAAGGACAUUGUGGCCGCGACCUCCGGCGGUGGAAAUCGUGAUGUAGUGAUUGAAGACCGACACAUUGAAACUGGCCGCUAUCUGCACCGAUUUCCUCACGGCAAGCUCGCAUCGUAUCUGUCGGGGCUUCUGUCCUUGCAAUCCAUUGUCAUUCUGGGCAUUGGAGAUGACCUGCUCGACAUUCGCUGGCGACACAAGGUCCUCAUUCCUGCAUUCGCCUCUAUCCCAAUGCUGAUUGUGUAUUUCGUCGAUUUUGGCGUGACACAAGUCGUCGUGCCCGUCCCGCUGCAACGAUACCUGGGUGAUUUCAUUGACCUCGGGUGGCUGUACUACAUGUACAUGGCGGCGGUCGCAAUCUUUUGCCCUAAUGCCAUCAACAUGCUCGCAGGCAUCAACGGCAUUGAAGUUGCUCAAUCGCUGGUGAUUGCCGUUUUGCUGCUUUUCAAUGAUGCGAUGUACCUGGCGCCUAUCACGCCAUACCCGCACCCAGCUACAGACUCGCACCUGUUUUCGAUUUAUUUCCUGCUGCCAUUCAUUGGAGUUUCAGCGGCGCUCCUGUGCCACAACUGGUACCCCUCGAAGGUAUUUGUAGGUGAUACCUACUGUUACUUUGCGGGCAUGGUCUUUGCGGUCGUGGGUAUCCUGGGCCACUUCAGCAAGACUUUGUUACUGCUGUUUGUCCCACAAAUCUUCAACUUUUUAUAUUCGACGCCGCAAUUGUUCCACCUCCUUCCCUGCCCGCGUCACCGUCUCCCAAAGUUCAAUGCUUCCACUGGGUUAUUGGACGCAUCGGUCACCGAAUGGACCAUUCCCCCUUCGCCGUUGGUCGCCACUGCCAUCGAGCUCCUACAUGCACUGCGAUUGGCGCGAGUGACCAAGGACGAAAAUGGGCAAAUAAUCGAGUCCACAAAUUUGACACUGCUCAAUCUUUGGCUCGUGUGGAUGGGCCCAAUGAGAGAGGACCGGCUUGCAUGGCACAUGGUUGCUGUCCAGACUUUGUGUGGCGCAGCUGGUCUCUUCGUUCGACAUCGGCUAGCCUUGCUAGUCUUCAACCACGACAAUCGCAUCUUCCAAUAUGUCGUAUAG